CAAACCCCCCAUGCAAUUCCCCCAUGACAAACGUCCAUAUAUCACUUUAGUUCACUACUAGAAAAAUCCUUAAGCAAUUUUCCUUAGCUUCUUUCAAUGAAGACUGCUUCCAUAAUCUACCUCUCUUUUCUUAUCUUUUGUUUAGCAACCGCACAACAAACACCAUGGCCUAUCACUCUUCUUAUUUUCUCUUUCUUUGCUUUCUCUUUGAACUACUGGUUAGUUCCUGGAGGCUUUGCAUGGAGAAACCACCAUUUUCGUCAAAAACUUAGUGGUCCAUCUGGUUGGCCCAUACUAGGUAUCUUACCUCAAAUGGGUUCACUUGCUCAUCGCAAAUUGGCUGCCAUGGCUAGCUCGUUAAAUGCAACCAGGCUUAUGGCGUUCAGUUUAGGCACAACUCGUGUUGUCAUUAGUAGCCAUCCAGAAACAGCCAAGGAAAUCCUUUCUGGGUCUUCUUUCAGUGACCGUCCUAUAAAGGAAUCAGCUCGUUUAUUGAUGUUUGAACGUGCCAUUGGUUUUGCUCCCGCUGGGAAUUACUGGAGAAACCUACGUAGAAUUGCUGCAAAUUACAUGUUUUCUCCUAGGAGAAUCUCUACACUAGAGCCGCUAAGGCAACGUUUGGCUGAUGAAAUGGCGGUGGAAAUAAGAAAGGAGAUGGAGGAGAAAGGGAUUGUGGUCUUAAGAGGGAUAUUACAAAAGGGUUCUUUAAGCAAUGUACUGGAGAGCGUGUUUGGGAUCAGUUACUCCUGUUCUGAGAAGGAGGAGCUAUUAAGCGCCAUGGUUAAAGAAGGAUAUGAGUUGAUUACAAAGUUUAAUUUGGAAGACUAUUUUCCUCUAAAGUUUUUGGACUUUUAUGGGGUGAAGAGAAGAUGCCAUGAAUUAGCUGGUAAAGUUAGAAGCGUUGUGGGUGGAAUUGUGAGAGAAAGAAAAGCAGCUGAGGACUUGAAUAUUGGAAGUGACUUUCUUAGUGCUUUGCUUUCUUUACCUGAAGAGGAGCAGCUAAGUGAAUCUGAUAUGGUUCCUGUUCUGUGGGAGACGAUAUUCCGGGGAACAGACACAGUAGCCAUUCUUCUGGAGUGGAUUAUGGCUAGAAUAGUUAUGCACCAAGAAAUCCAAGAGCGAGCUCAGCAAGAGCUAGACACCUGCAUUGGCUUCAACAGGCAACUUCAAGAUUCUGACGUCCCUAAUCUUCCCUAUCUCCAAGCAAUAGUUAAAGAAGUACUAAGAAUGCACCCUCCUGGCCCCCUACUCUCCUGGGCUCGCCUCGCCGUCGAAGAUGUCCACGUAGACAAAAUCUUCAUCCCAGCUGGCACCACGGCAAUGGUCAACAUGUGGGCGAUAACCCACGAUCCAUCCAUCUGGAAGGACCCAUUGGAGUUCAACCCGAGUCGGUUCUUGGAGGAGGACGUGCCAAUAAUGGGUUCAGACCUAAGGCUUGCACCAUUUGGGUCAGGUCGUAGAGUGUGUCCAGGGAAGGCAUUAGGAUUAGCCACGGUGCACCUCUGGCUGGGGCGGCUUUUACAGCGAUACAAAUGGCUACCGGCACAGCCAAUAGAUUUGUCCGAGUGCUUGAAGCUCUCCCUUGAAAUGAAAAAACCAUUAGCUUGUUACGUGGUUGAUCGAUGGAGCAAAACGAUGCCGUGAGAGUGUUAUGAUGAAACAAGUAACUAAGUGUGGUAACAUGGAGUAAUAGUAAAGGUCGUACGUGUGCACUUGGUCUUAAAGUUUGUGUAAUAAACAUAUUGAAGCGGGUCAAAUCAAAGCAAAGCUUGUAUUAAUGAUGGCCAGCUUAUCUCUAAUUAUGUUUCAAUGUCUUCUUUAUAAUAUUAAUCACUCUUGUUAUGUUA
This is a messenger RNA of Manihot esculenta (cassava), 1847 nucleotides long. Its product is annotated as cytochrome P450 78A5. Gene Ontology annotation, molecular function: oxidoreductase activity, acting on paired donors, with incorporation or reduction of molecular oxygen; monooxygenase activity; heme binding. The record is from RefSeq and is a predicted model, not a curated record. The transcript is spliced from 2 exons. The coding region runs from base 97 to 1644 and encodes 515 amino acids. Lineage: Eukaryota; Viridiplantae; Streptophyta; Magnoliopsida; Malpighiales; Euphorbiaceae.